GGGGCGGACUGCGACCAAAGAAAUACGGGGGCGUCACCCUGUUACUGGCCUGCUCGGGAACAGGAGGCAACCCCGUCACGUGACCCGCUCCGCUCCGCUGCUUGGAUCGGUCCAGGUCUGCGCCUGCGCGGGCGCGGGCUCGCUCGCUGGCCGUCCUGCGGACGGGCGGGCGGCACCGGGCGUGGGGCCGGCGCCUGCGGCCAUGGGAAAUCCAGGUAUCAAAAUUGACUCCAGAAAAGACAGCCUAACAGACCAGUAGCAAUGGAAGAAAUUGAGAAAGUUACCAGAAACCUGUCAUUCCGUACAAUGCAAGGUUCAGCUGAUGUCACAGGUUAAAAAAUCCUUCAUGAGCAAGAGAGAUCAGAAGCAACAUGAUGGAUUCAGAAGCUCAUGAAAAGAGGCCACCAAUCCUAACAUCUUCAAAACAAGACAUAUCACCUCACAUUACCAGUGUUGGUGAAAUGAAGCAUUAUUUGUGUGGCUCCUGUGCAGCUUUCAGCAAUAUAGCAAUCACAUUUCCAGUUCAGAAGGUCCUCUUUCGGCAGCAGCUUUAUGGAAUCAAAACCCGGGAUGCAGUACUUCAGUUGAGGAAGGAUGGAUUUCGAAAUCUGUAUCGUGGAAUCCUUCCCCCAUUAAUGCAGAAAACAACUACCCUGGCACUUAUGUUUGGUCUGUAUGAGGAUUUGUCUUGCAUUCUCCAUAAGCACGUCAGUGCUCCAGAGUUUGUAACCCGUGGUGCGGCUGCAAUACUUGCAGGGACAACAGAAGCCAUUUUCACUCCAUUGGAAAGAGUUCAGACAUUGCUUCAAGACCACAAGCAUCAUGACAAAUUUACAAACACUUAUCAGGCCUUCAGGGUGCUGAAAUGCCAUGGAAUUAGAGAGUAUUAUCGAGGCUUGGUGCCCAUUCUUUUCCGUAAUGGAUUCAGCAAUGUUCUUUUUUUUGGCCUUCGAGGUCCCAUAAAGGAGCAUCUGCCUACUGCAACAACUCACAGUGCUCAUUUGGUUAAUGACUUUAUCUGUGGAGGUGUAUUGGGUGCCAUGUUGGGGUUCUUGUUUUUUCCAGUUAAUGUUGUAAAAACUCGCAUACAGUCUCAGAUUGGUGGGGAGUUUCAGUCUUUCUCCAAGGUUUUCAAAACGAUCUGGCUAGAACGGGACAGGAAACUGACAAAUCUCUUCAGGGGCGCCCAUCUGAAUUAUCAUCGGUCCCUCAUCUCUUGGGGCAUAAUCAAUGCAACUUACGAAUUCUUGUUAAAGAUCAUAUGAAAAAAGUCACCAGUGAAGUGCCAUGUAUCAACUGAAUAGACCUGAGAAAAACGCAGUUUGACUUAGGUUCACAUUGGCCCCCAUACAAGUUGGUGUCAUUGAGUCCAGGCCACAGUGAAUUAUGGGAAAGCCAUUUUCCCUGAGCAUCAACAAAAACAGAAUAAAAGGUUUCAGUAGGAAGCUUUUAAGUCAUUUUUUUCUUUUGUUUUUAAUUUUUUAUCAUUACCAGAGAGCUUUAGGCUAAUUGCUAGUAAAUAGCUGUUUAUCUGAUGGUCUUUCACAGGGUAUCCUAAUAAGCCAGACAUGAUUCUUUUCCCCAAAACAGCCUUUAAGCCUUUUGUAUUGAAGCAUAUAAUGGCCAUAACCAGCCAGGGAAAAUGCCCUCAGGGCCCUAGGACUUACCAGGCUUACUUUGUUACUCCAUUUCUUCUUUGCUGUCAGGAGCAGUUGCGAAGGGUAGUCUUCACUAAACUCAAGCAUAUUAUGUGGCAGGAUAUGGGCAGAACAGAAAAGAAAAACAGCUUAUUUGGUCAAUCUUUUAUUUUUGGGGUUUUUUAUGGAGGGUAGGGUACAAGGGAUCGAACUCAGGACCUUGCACUUGUGAGGCAGGCAUGUGCCACUGAGCUAAAUCCCCGUCCCCGUUUGGUCAAUCUGAAUUGUUGGUGUUAGUUUUGAAAUUAAGCACCUGUUGGGAUAGUCAUAAUCCAGACUGUUUUCUGUUUAGAUGCGAUAGAUGGAAUCAUGCAGCUAAUGAAAUUUCUCAUUUUGUGUUCUGCCUUUGGACGUUUUCUUUUUUUUGGUACUGGGGAUCGAACUCAACCUUGCGCUUGCAAGGCAGGCAGCGGAACCAUUGAGCUAAAUCCCUGGCCCUGAAUGUUUUCUGUUUAAUUCUGAAUGUGAUCUUAAGCCCUUCCAAAAUAUCCUCAGGUUCAUUUUACUGAUUUCAUUGGCAAAAGAUGGAAGAUUUAAAAUUUUUAUAGGUGUUUGUUAAGUUGUUAGAUACAUAUAGUUCCUCUUCUCUCUAGCUUGGUUUAUUUGAAUUACUGGCUCCAACUUAACAGCUUUGGAGGCUUUUUCCCCCUUGAGUAGUAAUUUGUCAUAUUUGAGCAUCCUGUUUUCUGGAAGCUAUACUUUUAAAAAAUAAAACACUUCCAUACAUUUUAGGAGUCUGUUAAUAUCCCAGGUGUUUGUUUGUUUGUUUCUCCUUCUGGUUUCUAAAUUUUAUGGAGGUGGGGGGGCUCAGGAUAGCUCUUGCCCCACAGUGUUAGCUGUCUUUAAUUUAUUCUUGGAAAUUGAGACUCCUCUAGGAUUUCACAUUUGGGGAACCCAGUUUUACCAUUGUGUCAUUAAAGCUAGAUUGGGAGCAUAUGAUCUAAAUAAAAACAUUUGAAGGGUUAUGUUGAAUAAUAGAGGUUGGUGCUAGCUAGAUAGCCUACUUGUCCCUUAACUUACAAAGCUUGUCACAGAAUCAGAAUAUUUGAAUAUUUUUUCCAGGUUGGUGAAGCAAAAUGACUUAUACAGCAAUUGCAUAACUAAUGAAAACAAGAAACAUCCUGGAGAAAUGGUUAAUGAAUCUUUAAAAAUAUAUCUGUAAAUAUAUGUACUUAAGAUUGCUUCCUGCUGUCUAACAAGAAAGUAGAUGUGUCUUUUUUUGUGGUUCCAGGGAUUGAACCCAGGGCCUGUUGUACGCCUAGGCCAGGGCUCUACCACUGGGCUGUGCCCCAGCCACCCCCUUCUCCCUUCUUAAAGGUAGGUUUUUUUGUUACCAGUUUUUUCAUUUUUCUGGGUAAUUGCAUGUGAAUUUAUGCAUAUACCAACCAAAAAAUCAGGGCCUCAACCGACUGUUUACUCAAAGUUUCUGGGCGAUAGUCCAAAACAGCUGUUUACCUCGAAAUGUGCUAUGGCCUUUUAAAUAAAGUGAACAUCCUUUUUCCAGUUGUAAAGGAUUAAGCAGCAUAUUAAGCAUUAGCAAGAUAGUAGUGAACCUAAGCAGCUUAACAGCAGCUCUACUUAACAGUUUUGUGCUAGAUAUAGCAGUUUAGAGAUCAAGGUGCAGAUGUUGGGAUUUCAGAAAACAAGAAGUUGACACCAAAUAGCUUUCAGUAGUAUACUUUGGCCUGUUGAAGAAUCAGGACUUGAAGGGAGUUGCAGAAAUGAAUGAAGAUGGCACCUGGGUUUCUGGACCCCUCAUUGACCUGUGGAAGUUGAGCACCUGUAGGCAUGUCUAGGAGCAUAGCACAGCAAGGGGACUUAGGGUUACACCCUCACCCUGGGAGUGAACUCCAUGGGCCUUCAGCUCUCUGGGGCUUGCUUUUGUCUACACUCCAUGCAGGAGAUAGAUUUUACUUGUAAAGCACUUUGGUGAAAAGUUUAGGAAGAUGCUUUGGUAUUUGCCCUAUCAAGUGGCAUUUGAAACAAUAUUUUUAAUGGUUUUAACUCCUUAAAUGUGUCACUUUUUACUGUUCUUGAAGACCAAACUACAAAUACAUUACCAGAGAUGGUUUUGUGUUGUGUUCUAGACUUAAUUGGACAAAAAAAUUAAGAACUCGUAGCCAACAGUUUUAUCUGAACUCGAAGGCAAAAUGUGUAAUAAGUAAGAAAUUCUAUUGUUUUUACCAUCAGUGUGAAUUAGCAUGGUACUGUUUUUAAAGGCAAGUAUGAUUGAAUAACUGUGCGAUAAGCUUUAAAGUGGUCUGUUACAUAUGUGGCACAGAUACAGCUCAUGAGCACAGGGCCAACUCUUGUGUCCUGUGCUUCAUGUCUGAUGUCACCAGAAAUGUCAUGAAUGCUGUAUUAACACUGAGUUAUAUGAUCCCUGAGGACUGCACCACAAACACAGCCUUUAUAUUGUAACUAUGUGUCUUACUUGUUUCACUUGUGGUUAGGGAUAAAUUUUGACUUUUUUUUGUCUAAAUAGCCACUAUUCAUUCAUCUUAACUUAUGGUUGGUUCAUCACCUGCUAUAUAUUGACCUGUGCAGUAAAGUAGAAUUGUGUACAUAUAGGUGACUUCGGAUAUCUGGAAUUCCCAAGCUCAAUUACAGUGAGUAUAAAUGUUCAGUAUAAGGUUGUACAGACCUGUAAGGGAAUAAUGAGUAGCAGACAGGAUAUGUGAAAUGGGAUGUAGUGGCUUACUGUGCAUACACCAGUCUUGUGGAGCUAACACUGGUGCUGUAUAGAUGAAGUACUGUGGUGUGAGGGCUGUGCAGUCAUGAGAGGAAGGCUAGGCAGGAGCUUACAUUGGAAGAAAGGCUAAGCACUCAGACCUGUUUUCCUUUAUAUUGAAAUACAGUGGACCCUCGAGUUACUACCGGCCUGACAUACAACUUGGGUUACAACCGGAAUUUUAGUUUAACUUAUGACCAAAAUCUUGAAUUAUAAACCGAAUGCCAGCCACCUGUGCUUCCAGAUGGUCUCAGAUACAGAUUUAGCCCUUAAAGAGCUCUGGAAGGAACAUUACAACAUCCUUUCCUGUUUGGGGUUAAUUGAGAGAUCCUGGGCCAGUGUCUGAGGACACUGAGAUCUGCCUGUGUACAGGAAGGAGACUUUGAAGGCUGUGUAGAGGAGCCCGAGCCUUCAACUGGCCAACUUGAGUUAGAAGCAGCCCUCAAGAAUGAAUUGAGCUCGUAAGUCAAGGGUCCACUGUGUUUGUUUUCUCAUGUACAAAUGCAUAUCAAAGACUUGAACACCAUUCUCUCAAAAUGAGGAUUUUUAAUUUUUAAUGCUUUUUGUGUAAUAAAUAUUUACUUGCCUAAAUGGCUCCCAAGUUGUGUGAGCAUCUCUGUAUGUUUCUUCUUUUAAAGUCUCAUUAUUAAAAGUCAAUUACCAAAUACAAAAUUUUUGUUUGCUGUUUGGAGUUAUGUGACUGAAUUUAAAUGAAAUCUCUUCAGUGUUUCAGCAUUAACAUACUUGGGGUAAUUGGAAUAAAGUUUUUUGCUUUUUAUUUUUACAUUUCACUGAAAACACUGGCCUUGUGAAUAGAAAUGAGAAUUUAUUUGCCAAGAAGGAUGAUCCCAUUAUAUUUAUGCUAGAACCAGUGCAUAGCCUCCUCUGUUCAUUGU
Messenger RNA from Heterocephalus glaber (naked mole-rat), 5324 nucleotides. RefSeq names its product solute carrier family 25 member 51 (gene Slc25a51). The record is from RefSeq and is a predicted model, not a curated record. NCBI's taxonomy places the organism in Eukaryota, Metazoa, Chordata, Mammalia, Rodentia, Bathyergidae. Gene Ontology annotation, biological process: mitochondrial NAD transmembrane transport. Gene Ontology annotation, cellular component: mitochondrion. Gene Ontology annotation, molecular function: NAD transmembrane transporter activity.